Messenger RNA from Babjeviella inositovora NRRL Y-12698, 2220 nucleotides. It is a transcript of the gene PMT4, whose product is annotated as dolichyl-phosphate-mannose-protein mannosyltransferase. The record is from RefSeq and is a predicted model, not a curated record. NCBI's taxonomy places the organism in Eukaryota, Fungi, Ascomycota, Pichiomycetes, Serinales. Gene Ontology annotation, biological process: protein O-linked glycosylation via mannose. The transcript has a single exon. Gene Ontology annotation, molecular function: dolichyl-phosphate-mannose-protein mannosyltransferase activity. Bases 1 to 2220 code for a protein of 739 amino acids. Gene Ontology annotation, cellular component: endoplasmic reticulum; membrane.
AUGAGCGGCCUUAGAAAACGCGGCAAGGCUUCUCCCAAGCCAGCCACCAAAAACGAUGAACUCAAACUCGAUAAAAUCUUGAAGCCAACGACUGCCUCCCAGUCCGCGGUACAGUACAACAUCGCCCUAGCCGCCGUGACCUUUAUCGCGUUUGUUACGCGCUUCCUUUGGCUCAAUUCACCAGACCAGGUUGUUUUUGACGAAGUGCACUUUGGUAAAUUUGCCUCCUACUACCUCGAGCGCACGUACUACUUCGAUCUUCACCCACCGUUCGCCAAGAUGUGCAUCGCUGCGGUCGGCUGGCUCGUGGGCUACGACGGCGCAUUCAAGUUCGACAGAAUCGGCGACUCCUACAUCGCCAACAAGGUGCCGUACCUCGCUCUCCGCGGUUGGUGCGCGCUCCAGGGCACGCUCACUAUCCCAGUGAUGUUCCUCACGAUGAAGGAACUCGGUUACUCGAUCCCAGGGUGCGUGUUUGCCACAUGUCUCGUGGUGUUUGACACUGCGCACAUCGCGGAAACACGUUUGAUUUUACUCGACGCCACGUUGAUUCUCUCGGUUGCGGUUUCGAUUUACUGCUAUGUGCGCUUCUACAAGACGCGCGCGCAGGCCUUCUCGCGUGCGUGGUGGACCUGGUUGUAUGCCACCGGUGUGGCCUUGUCCUGUGUGAUUUCUACCAAGUAUGUCGGUGUCUUCACGUUUGCGACCAUCGGCUCAGCCGUCCUCUACGACCUUUGGAUGUUGUUGGACGUCAAAACCGGCUUGUCCCUUCACCAGCUUGGGCGCCACUUCGCCGCGCGCCUCUUUGCCUUGAUCAUAGUGCCCUUCACCAUCUACCUCUUCUGGUUCUGGGUCCACUUUACCAUCCUCACCAAGUCCGGUCCCGGCGACGCCUUCAUGUCUGGCGAGUUCCAGGAGACCUUGUCCGAGUCCCCCUUAUUGCGUGACGCCAAGAUCGUCAACUACUACGACAUCGUCACCUUUAAGAACAAGGACACUAGUGCGUUUCUCCACUCCCAUCCAGAACGCUACCCAUUGCGUUACGAGGACGGCAGAGUCUCCACCGAAGGCCAGCAGGUCACCGGCUACCUAGGCACCGACGCCGGUAACAGCUGGGAAAUUGUGCCGGUAGACGGCAAAUCCGGCACUAUUAGGCAGGCUGACAUUGUCAGAUUGAGACACGUGCGCACUAACGGGUUCUUGGUAGCCCAUGAUGUCGCCUCCCCGUUGAUGCCAACCAAUGAGGAGUUUACCGUGGUGGAUGUUGAAACCGCCAAUGGCGCUCGCUUCAACGACACUUUGUUCAGAUUGGAUCCCCUUGACAAGAAGAAUUCGGGAAAAGACUUGAAGAGCAAGGCCGUGGCGUUCCGUGUGCUCCAUAUCGCGACCGUGGUCGCCAUGUGGACCCAUAACGACCAAUUGCUUCCUGACUGGGCCUUCAACCAACAGGAAGUCAACGGGAACAAGAAGAUCACCGACCCGGGUAACAUUUGGACCAUUGACAAGAUUGAAAACAUCAGCGAGGCGCGCAUGUUCCACAUUCCAAAGCAGAUCAAGAAGCUUUCGUUCUUCACCAAGUGGAGAGAGACCCAGCGCUUGAUGUUCGAACACAACAACAAAUUGUCAUCCGAGCAUCCGUUUGCUUCGUCGCCCGAGUCCUGGCCAUUUGCUGUCAGCGGAGUUUCAUUCUGGAACGAUAACGACACCCGCAAGCAGAUCUACUUUGCGGGCAACAUGGUUGGUUUCUGGCUUGAGUCUGCCUUUAUUGUGGUCUAUCUCGGGCUCAUGGCCGCGGACCAGCUCACCAGACGCCGUAACAUCCAGGCGUUGUCUGAACGUGCCAGAUUCAGAUUGUACGACACCAUGGCCUUCUUGUUUGUCGGCUGGUGUGCUCACUUUCUCCCAUUCUUUUUGAUGAACAGACAGAAGUUUUUGCACCAUUAUCUCCCAGCUCACUUGAUCGCGGCGUUGCUCGCGGCCGGUGUCUUGGAGUUUUUGUUCACUGACAAUGCAGGCGUGGAUUUAGAACCUAAGGCGAAGAAGGGUAAAGACCAGGAGAUUUUCUACCUUCCGUAUGUGAUUACUGUGGCCUUGUUGGUCACCGCCGUGUUUGCGUUCUACUUAUGGUACGCGCCAAUCACCUACGGCCACAAAACUUUGUCUAUUGACGAGGCCAAGGCCAGAUCUAUCUUUGGCGUCAAACUCCACUACACGAAAUAG